GGCUGCUCCCCCACAGCUCCUAUGCCCUUUGUCCUCACCUCCCCGCCAUGGCCCACCCUUUGCUCCUCGCCCUCCUCAUCCUUCCGGGAGGCGUUCUCGUCUCGAGCGUGUGGGGAGUUGUCCGCAAUUACCGUGCGGCGCAGUCGGUUGGGCUGCCUAUCAUCUUCCUGCCUAUUAGCCUAACCAAUCUUCUCUGGAUGAUGCUUGUCCGGCAUGUCAUACCCCUACUCGAACGAGUACCUUUCGGAAGCGGCUACUUCACGCGCUUCUGCUACACGGGAUGGGAGUUCAAGGACAAGAGUCGAGCCCAUGUCGAGUUUGGCGAUGCCUUCAUCACGGUGACGCCGGGUAAGAACUGGGUCUAUCUGUGCAAUGCCGAGGCCGUCAGUGAUGUUCUUCGGCGCGAGCGACAGGGAGAGUUUGAGAGGCCGGUCGAAAUGCUCGCCAUGCUGGAUGUGUUUGGGCCCAAUCUUUCUACCGUCCACGGGCGAGACUGGCAGCGCCAGCGCAAGUGUACGGCAGCAAGCUUCAACGAGCAUAACAACGCCAUCGUAUGGACCGAAUCGCUCCACCAGGCUCGGCAAAUGUUAAACUACUGGAAAUCUGCCGGGGAAGCGGGCGUUCGCACUACCGCUCACGAUGUCCGCACCCUAGCGCUCGACGUUCUCCUCUCUGCUGGUUUUGGCAAAUCAUUCAGCUUCACGGCCGCCCAGUCCAAAACUAGUCCCUCCGGACCGCUCAGCUAUCGCGAUGCCUUGGCCCUAAUUCUGGAGAAUGCCGUCCUCAUCUUCGCGAUCGGUCCAAGAGUCCUACAGCGCCUGUAUUUUGUCCCAGGUCUGGGCAGGCUCGCUCAGGCAACUGUCGAAUUCAAGCAGUACAUGAUCGACCUUAUAGACCAGAGUAAACAUGAAUCACAUGUACGGGACACGCAGGCGAACCUCCUGACCUCUCUCGUUCGAGCGGCCGUCCAGGACAAGCAACUGUCGCAAGACGAGGUGCUAGGCAACAUGUUUGUCUUCAACUUUGCCGGUCAUGACACCACUGCAAUCACGCUCGCCUACACAUUCAUGCUACUAGCCGUAUACCCAGAAGUACAAGAGUGGCUAGCGGCAGAAAUCAACCAUGUUGUGAAAAGCGACGACAUUCAGCAAUGGGACUACGAUAUCUUCCCAAACCUUCCUCGCACGCUGGCCGUCCUACUUGAAACAGUCCGCCUUUACGACCCCCUCCUCUCUCUCGUCAAAGUCUCCGAACAUCGAGCUGCUAUUCUUACUAUUGGCGACAAAGAGCACACCAUUCCCGCCGGCACACGAGUCCUACUGAAUCUCAACGCGCUACACACACACCCGAGAUACUGGGGCAAUGACGGGCACGACUGGCGCCCUUCGCGCUGGAUAAAGACCGUCCCAGGCGAAGGAGCAAGCGCCGGCGGCGAGGAGCUCAUCACCCCAGUCAAAGGGUCUUACUUACCAUGGGGCGAGGGUCUUCGGGCGUGUCCCGGCAAAAAGUUUGCGCAGGUGGAGCAUGUUGCUGUUAUGGCGGCUAUUUUUCGCGACCACUGUGUAAUGCCCGUCAAGGAGGCAGGCGAGGACGAUGCGGCGGCUCGGUUGCGUGUUUUGAAUGUUGUGAAUGAUUCGGGGAUGGUGUUGCUGCUGCAGAUGUUUCACCCAGAAAAGGCUGCCCUGCAGUGGAAGAAAAGAGCUUGACUGUUGAGAUAUAGGACUACAGAUGUCGUCGAGAACAGGCUUCUUCAUUUAAAUUGCUAGAACGGGGCAUGCGGCUUCUAAUUGGCUUGACUCUAAAAACGAUUGACGCACAAGAGGUAUCUCUACAAAUAUUGAAAGAUAAAAGAUUCUCAGGAAAACCGCCUUACUUACUGAUCUCCUACUAUCUUCGCUAAGGUCCUCCUGCCCCGCAUCGUCGCGACAACGCUUCUUGAGACAGAUAUCAAUAGAGGUAACAAGUAGUAUAUCGAUUACGGAUUACACUUUGAGCUCAUCCCUUCGUUGCGCUCAUACCUUAGCAUCGCUCAAACACGCGAUACAAUCCCUUCAGAUUUGCGACCUCCAUAACGCCCUUCA
Molecule: messenger RNA, 2081 nt
Organism: Trematosphaeria pertusa
Lineage: Eukaryota; Fungi; Ascomycota; Dothideomycetes; Pleosporales; Trematosphaeriaceae
Product: cytochrome P450 monooxygenase-like protein
Exons: 2
Coding region: 48-1706 (552 amino acids)
Molecular function (GO): iron ion binding; monooxygenase activity; heme binding
Source: RefSeq, a predicted model, not a curated record